CCACCACAAUCACUGACUACACCACCACCAUAAUAAUCACCAACUCCACCACUGCUAUUUACUGCAUUGAACCCAGAUUGCCGAUUUCACAGCCCAGCAGUGUGCUAACCACUGCGUGGUUAGCACACGAUCCGUGUUCACGGUCAAAGAUGAACAACCCGCGCAGAUGGGCUCGAGUUGAGCUUGUGUGACGAGGGGUUGCCGCUUGUGAGCUGCAAUGAUCGGGGUGCGAAACUGAAAAAAAACCGGGACGUUUAAUGUCCCGGGAAGCCUUGCAGCUUUCACAGGAAAACUUCUAUCGACAAAACAGGGACGGUCUUGGAAAAUCAGGGACAGGUGGCAACUCGACUUGAAACACACGUUUGGAGCUGGAUGUGGUAACUAACUAAUCCAACUCCCAACACAAGUUCGAAGUUAACUAAUCUGUACUUACGUUGACUCAGGAAAAAAAAACUGAGUCUCAUGACUCAUUUUCAGGAGGGCCUUGCCUGCCAAGUUGUCGCUGUUUAUGGAAUGGUUGGAGGCUCCAGCACACAGCUUCACACAGACGAGGAAUAAGAACCAUGCACGAGCACAGCCGAAAGCUGUGACCAAAUCCCCUAGAAUAUGCGCCUGGUCCCGUUCUAUCUUGCAAGCCAUUAGCAUUCAUAACAGGUGUUAUAGGCUGCGUGGUUGGCAGCGGAGGAUAAUGCAGACAAUGCAAUUGUUACAUCGUUUGUACUUGCAUGUUCACUAGUCUAUGCUGCCCACCCCCCAAUUUCACACCCGUGCUGACCAGCGUGGUGAAGUAUGGUCAAAUAACCCCCACAUACACAUAGGAGCAGACUGAGAACCUUCUCGAUAAUUGGCUUAGUAGCACGGGGCAGAUAAUUCGUGACACUGCCCCCUUGCAUGUACCCUUGAUGUCCAGCUAAUCGGAUUUUGGAGGAAAUGACCAACAGAUGCGGCCGUCUCGCCCACCGCGGAACAGAGGCGACGGGGAGCCGGCUGAUACGGACAGCUCCAUCGCUGUACACGGCCCACUCGUGGCAUCAGCCAACCGGUACCAAACUGGAAAAGGGGGCAUUUUGAGCGACAAAGCCAUUAUGUUUCGUGGCAGUAGAACCCGCCAGUCCAGAGGGGAUCCGCCAGGGGCUGUCAGCCCCUAUCCUCACCCGCCUCUCCAGCCUCUCCCGCCACCGCCCGCCACCCCCCAGCAGCCGAGCCUCCUGGCUCAGAUGGCGAGCACCGCGGCCGGGGUGGCCAUCGGGUCCAGCGUGGGGCAUGUGGUGGGGAACGUCCUCACGGGGGCCCUGAAGGGAGGCUCAGGCUCAGAGGCCACCGAGGCCCAGCACUCCGAAGCACUUUCCCAGGCAGGGGGGGACGGAGGAAGGGACACGCCGGCCGAGGGGCAGUGCCUCUGGGAGCUGCGGCAGUUCAUGGAGUGCGCACAGGGACAGAGGGACCCGGCCCUGUGUGCCUCCCUCGGCGAGGCCCUGCGCCACUGCAAGCUCGGGCAUGGUCUCACUUAGGGAGGUGGCACAUCACCCUGGGACCUGAGUACAGAGGAGCGGGGAUCAGUGGCGUCGUUCUCUCUCACACCAACGAUCAUCGUCGCAGUCACCACAAUCGCCAUUGGUGACCCCUCACAUGUCACGGGCAUGAGAAUCUGUACAUUUUUAUAGAGCCACCACAAUGCUGCACACCACCCUAACACCCACGAGCCAACACACCACCACCACCGGCCUCACACCUACACAAGCCAAUCACCGAUCCAAUCUCCGUCAAACACACGCAUGACCCACCUCCCGACUUCGAGAGGUCUGUGCUGAGAACACCAAAAAUGAAAAGUGAACCAAAAGGGAAGAGGGGCCUUGGGAAGGAGUUGAGGUUAGGGGCAAGGGGUUCGUGGCUGAGUGGGUAGUUAUGGUUAGUGAGAGUGUGAUGCCACGACAGCGAAGCCGCUCCGCCGAAGCCGGGGCCGCCGCUGUGCUGCUGCGGCAGAGAAACCACCCGGCUUCCGUCACAGCGCUUUCCCCACCACCCCCCACAUAAACACACACGUGCACUCACAUAGGGCCUCGUGGGGGGGUCACCUGCCCCUGAGUUUUCACCCGAGGGCCCCCCUCGUGGGGGUGCUCCACGGUUUCUCAGGGCCAAGGAAUUGGCAGCCCCCCCCCCGGCCAAAUGGCACUGCGGCGCCGUGGAUUGACUUAAAAUCGUAUGACCACGGCGAGCUCACUGAGAACCGCAAUGAAGAAACGCCAAAGGCACUCACGGACCAGCAGCAGGUCGAGGCCCUUUACCAUGCCCAAGGUACACUCGCAACGGUAGGUAGGCGGGGGGGGGGCAGGGCAGAUUGACCUUUAAGGUCUGUAAACGACGUGUGCAAGGACCUCGCCGUGGCACGACGGGUGGUGGGGCGGUGCAGGAGGACGAGGACCUCUCAGUCGUGCACUCGGUUAAACAAUGGGGGGCGGGGCGUCGGGGAGGGGGGAUAACCCGAACGUCCGUGAGACGGGUCAGUCCGUGAGACGGGUCAGAGAGCAGCCGGGUCCAGUUUCCCAGCCAAAGCCACGUGCAGCCUCGCCUUUCCGCGGCUUCCUACACCUCGAGGUCGGAGCGUAAGUAUAGAGUGGAGAGGUAAGUCCGAGGAGAAAAUCCCGUAGAGGGGUGAGUAGGGAGAGACUAGGCAAAUUGAGCCCUAAACAGCCGGAAGAUAGGACAGACCUGCCCUGCUGACCCGCACUAACACGAGUAGAAUCAUUCUAGUUAAAUAGAGAAUAAACCACCAGUAGACAUUAAACCGUGUCGUGUUGUCUCUGUGAGUACGGGGAGGGAGGGGGGUGCGUGGUGUGGUGAGCCUGUGCAUGGUAUGGUGUCUUGUAUUUGCGCACGAGCGCAAUAUUUUGCCCUCGCGUGCGCGUUCCCCGUGCACGUUAACUGUGAGCCCGUGCGUUGUGGUGCCCCGCGUGUUCUGUACGCGUGGGCACUCUCGCCGCUGUGCAGCUCGUGGUUGGUGUGUACGAGAAGGGCACCGCGGCGUGUCUGCGAGUUGGUUAGUGCAGCCAGUUAAAUCAUGCUUCUGCGAGGAGCAGUAGCGAGGUGGGGGAGCAGAGGAGAGCGAGGGGGCACAGGAGAAUGGGGAGUCGAGGGGCAGCAGCCCUAACAAGAGAACUAGUGGCGGGGUGGCUCGUUGGUGAGGGUAAGUGGGACGGCUAGUACUAAUGGUUGAGUGAGUAGUUAUGGUUAGUGGAAGGGCUAGUACUGGUGGCUGGAUGUCUAGCUGGUUUAGUAAUGAGAAGGGUUAGCGUUUGGUUAGCUAGUAUCUUCCUCCUCCCCAUGGCCAGCUAAGUAAUUGGCUACUUCUCAGUUCUGGUGUUUCCAGACAUUUGUUGAUGGUGUAUUGUGCACGUAAUAUCAAUGCAAUAUUGACAAUAAUAUUACUAAUAAUUUACAGCCCCUUGUGGAUCUAUUGCUGGACAAAUGCCGUUUUCAUGAUGUCCUAGUUCCCGGGGGUCGUUUAACCAUACUUUACUAUGCCGAUGUUGGUUGGUUCGAGUCGUGAGGUGAGUGGGGGUGAACGGCCCAGGACCAGUUCAGAUAUCACUCGUCGUCCACUCUUCUUAGCCCUGGCCGGGAGUCGAACUCGGGUCGUCGGCUUCCUAGCACAGUGUGUGAACCAAGUGGGUCUCCGAUCCCUCUCAAACAAUCGGGCAAGCCUCCCUCAUAAAACGAAUGCACGCAUAGAGUGAAGACUCAUCUACUGCUGGCAGUCAUUGAGAUUCACGCUCUGUGUAAUUACAUUUUCAUUGGUAAAUCGUUGAUGGACGUUGUCAUGGCAUGCCUGGAAUUAGUCAUAAUAAACUAAAGCUGGCAACAUCCCCCGUGGGGGUAUACGAGUGUAAUUUCUUCACGAUCUGACCGUAUUUGCCCAUUCGCGACUCGCAUUACCAACUGCAGACUGCAGUUCUCACAAACAAACAUCAACUGCAGUGUGUGUGUGUGAGCACAUUUACGGCCAAACAGAUAUAAGAGAUGUAGGUGGGUAAAGGAGGCGUAGACCAACAGGAAUGCCUUUUUGCGAGCUGAGAGAAGAGAUGCGCAUGGAUCGGGUUGCCGCUGGCCCGGGAAUCGGAAUGUGUGUUUGCGUGGUUAUUGUGUAAUGACGACCUAAACGCACUUGUCUUGAUGCUGGUUUCUUUAUUAAGGAGCCACGUUCACUCGAACAGGCGAAGCCCCCCACUGCAACAGCCCCGGGUCUCCCGUGCAUCUCCCUUAUAUUCAGGCGAUCGAAUUAUCUCUGCAGGUCAAUCCUUUUUUUCUCGGAGCCGAGAAGAUGGUUCGCUCUGGAUG
This is a messenger RNA of Petromyzon marinus (sea lamprey), 4335 nucleotides long. RefSeq names its product coiled-coil-helix-coiled-coil-helix domain-containing protein 2-like. Gene Ontology annotation, cellular component: nucleus; mitochondrion. The record is from RefSeq and is a predicted model, not a curated record. Lineage: Eukaryota; Metazoa; Chordata; Hyperoartia; Petromyzontiformes; Petromyzontidae. Gene Ontology annotation, biological process: mitochondrion organization.